AAAAAAGAGAAUGUAUACAUUAGCGAGGAGCUGGGAGUAUAAUUGUUGGUGUUGCAGAGGCAGCAUGCGGAUAAAAGUGGCUAAACAUGGGAUAAAUGCAUUCAAAAGUCAUUUCAGAGAACUACAGGUGUGCGUGGAUAUGUAGGCAUGUUGUGGGGAUGUUUAACAGCAGCCAUCCCUGCUCCAAGUGAUGCAGCAGCAGUGGUGUAGCUCCGGGCUCCAUGAGGGGGACAAGGGGUGCACGGCUGCCACACGCCCGCUUCUCUCCACCGCAGCUCGGGCAGCCGUGCCAGCGUCCGACGGCGCAAGAAUCAAACUUUUCUGUACAUUUUCACGUCACCUGGACGCGAAACAUAAAUUUGGCAUCCUAUGCAAAUAUAUGCUGACGUAAAAGAUCAUGUGGUUUUUGUCGUCGAUCCCCCCUAUGAGCAACGAGGAGGCUUUUUUUUCUCCUCUCUACUGUUGUCUUUAGGUUAGCUAUGCUACAAUCUUUACUGUACCCAGCGCUAGCUAUAUGCGCCCCGCACCGCACCACUCUGGAUAUCUGGGAAUAAUCAACUUCCAGCUUGUCGCACCCUGCAACCGGAGACCGCACACAGGUCCUGUGGGAGAUUAUCCAGAGUGCCGCUGGUCUGAGGAUCGUCCCGAGAAGGAGGGAGGUCGAGGAGGACGGACAGCGUUUAGGAGGAGGAGGAGGAGGAGCCUCGAGCAAGAAGACUCAGCCCCCUGCAGUGAAGCCCCUCCCCCUCAGAGGAAGAAAAAGUUUUGGUUGAAGAACUACCUCUCAGUUGGAAGGUAGUAGUUCAGGCCAUCGAGCUGAGAGGGGAUACAGUCGUGGCAGCACCUGAGCACCGCUGCUAUCUGUGAUGCCCUCCCAUGAAGCCCAGGUCGGCAGCUGACACUGCCAGUGAGCGGGAGACGCCACUGCACAACCGGUCCUGGGCCGGCGCCAUCAGCCGGUUCUUGCCCUCCCUGUCACACGCUGGAGAUUCUUCCACCUCCACCCACAUACCAGUAUCCACAACCAUCAGCUCCGAUCCACACCAGUAAGGUCCCGUGAUAACCGACACGCUGACAUCCUCAGCCAGUACCACCACCAGCAGCAACAGCCAAAAACCACAAAUAUUGUCAAUCAGCAACACCAGCAAAACCACAAUCAUCACCACCAGCAGCAACAGACAUCAUGUCCAGUCGUAGAAAGUCCUCUAACCCCUGUAUGGUCCGGGUCAUCAGCGACCUGCCUAAAGAGCAAGAUGACCCAGAGGAGGUAAUGGACAUGGAAAUAUUUGUGAGCAACAACAUAGCAGAAAAAGAACAAUCAGAACCAUCUGAACCUGCAGAAAAAAGUCAAGACCCCCAACAGGAGAAUCUCGUGAAUUCAGGCCAGCAGGUGUUUCCAAAAAAGGUGGAAAACCAGAAUCCUGAGCCAUCAGAACAAAAGGAGCAGUCUGGGAAAGAAGAUCAACCCUCUGUAAUUGAAGACGAAGAAACCACGGGGGAGAAAGACAAGGAUGAAGCGGAAUCUGACCCAGCCUCCCAGAAGAAGCAGCCUAAAGGGUACGAGUGCAAAUACUGCCCAUUUUCGACGCAGAACCUGAAUGACUUUAAGGAGCAUGUGGACUCAAGCCAUCCUAACGUCAUUCUAAAUCCUCUGUACCUCUGUGCUGUGUGCAACUUCAACACCAAGAAGUUUGACUCGCUCACAGAGCACAACGAGAGCCAGCACCCCGGCGAGACAAACUUCAAGUUCAAGAGGAUAAAAACAAACAAUCAGACUAUCUUAGAGCAGACAAUCGAAGGCAAGGACAAUGAAUGCGAAGUGACAAAUGAGCAGGGUGAAAGCAACAGCAGCUCUGUGUUUUCACCCUGCAUAUCUACCACAGUAAAAACCCCGGGGAACAUCCAGGCACUCUUUGGAGGGAGCGAACUGAAGAGCCACUUGGACAGCUUGACCCAGAAGGAUCAGAUCACAGCAGUAAACAUCAAUGGAACUGUUAUCAUACCUGAACCCACCAUCCUUCAAGGGCUCUCUCAUGUCACCCCGAUGCUCCAGCGCCCACCCAAUUUUAACUCUGUACCAAAAAUAGCCGUUCCCUUGAACACCACCAAAUAUAACCCUUCUUUGGACAACAACCUGACACUGAUCACCUCCUUUAAUAAGUUCCCUUACCCGACACAUGCAGAGCUGUCAUGGCUUACGGCCGCUUCCAAGCACCCGGAGGAACAGAUCAAAGUCUGGUUCACCACCCAGCGGCUGAAGCAAGGCAUCACCUGGUCACCAGAGGAGGUGGAGGAAGCCAGGAAGAAAAUGUUCAACGGCUCCAUCCCUCCUGCUCAUCACACAUUCAACAUCCUGCCGACAAGCCCCAUCUCCCAGCCGUCUGCCAAAGCCUCCCAGCAGCCUGUCGUCCACACAACAGUUGAGCAUCCAGGCCAUGUCCGGACAACUGUGUCCAAUGGGCUGAAUAUCCCCAACAACACCUCCCCUGGUUCCGGCCACACCCUUAAACGAUCUCUGCCAACACACCUAACAACUGUGUUGGGCCCAGAGUUGAAGCGACCCAUCAUGGCAGUCGCCCCCCACUCUGGCGACCCUAAGGACAAGGUCCUGAUGGCUCCGCCUCCACCGCCUCCUCCCUACAAAGACCGCCUCCCUAUGGCUCCACCUCCUGUUCCCAUGGAGAUAAAGAGACCUGUAGCACUUCCUCUGGUCACAACAGAGAUGAAGAGGCCAUCCACUGCCGUGCCUUUAAUGCAACCACCAUUGUCAUCAUUAUCACCAUCUUCAUCAUCCAAAGGGAAGAUUCUCUCUGCAUUAGGAAACCCCAAAACAAAGCCGGUGGUGUCUCUGCCCUGCAUAGUCUUUCCAGAGUCCUUAACGAGGCCAAUGAUAGCGCCCCCGCCUAUCUUUGCCCCUUCAUUCAAAAACUCUUUACUUCUUCCUCGUGCUGUGACCGCCACUUCCAAAGAAAAGCACCCCAACUCUCACACUUUGCCAGCUGCUGAUCCGAAUUUGCCGAACUCCCCUCCACUCAUUACUUCACAGGUAAGGAGGCCACCUAUUAUCCAGUCCAUUUGUGCUCCUGCUAAAGCCCCGGCCCAGAUUCCAGGCUUCCCCUUGGAUGGCAAGAAACUAAAAGAGCAGCAAGGAGUGGAGCUGAAAGCUAACUACCACAGAGGAGACAAGGUGGUCAGUCCUCUGACAGAGGCCAACGGGAUAUCUCGCAUUGACGGUAAAUGGUCCCACGAUCAGACCUCCCCUUCUCACAAUAACGGGAUUGUGCAUUUGGAUAGUGGGGAGACACCAACAGCACUUAAACCAGAUUUUCAGCAGAAGUCAUCAGUGCUGACCCAGUUCCCUCUCCUCGAGAGGAUGAAAGGAAAAACAGCAAAACAGUUGAAGGUCUUGGAGGAGAACUUCCUACGGAACAGCUUCCCCAGUCACAGCGAUGUGGACAAUCUCUCCACCACGACCCGCCUGUCUCAUCAGGAAAUCGAUAGCUGGUUUGUGGAGCGCCGUGCACUUCGCGACAACCUGGAACAAGCCCUGCUCAACUCCAUGGGCACUAAGAGGAUGGGAGUGAGUGGCAUUACUGCCAUCGCUGAGAAACAACUGCAGCAACAGCAGACUCUACAGCUGAAUGGGGUUCACAAACCCAGCACUGGUGUGGGCCAUCUUAAAAGCCCCCCUCCACCUUCACAUGCUCUGUCCAUCAGUGGUCCUGGCACCAUUGCACCCUCCGUCCCCAACCCAAAUUCCUGCUCAGUGCCUCCAGACAGCCGAUCCCUGGCACUCCUCAAGGACGAUUUUGCUCAAACGCGGUGGCCUUCCCCUGAGGAGUUCAGCCAGCUAGAGGGUCGGAUGGGACUGGCUCGCGCCGACCUUGCCCGCUGGUUCACCGAUGGCAGGCUGCAGACCGGCAAUUUGGAGCUGACAGAACUUUUUCACAACAGUGGUGUGAAUGGAGGGCAGGGGAUGGCCGUGUGUUCUCUCGAAAACACUCCAUCCGGCAUCAUCCAGCGCUGUCAAGAAGGAGCCCUAACAAACAACAACAGCAGCAGUAAGGUGCUGGAGGUGGAGUUGGGUUGGCUGAUGGACCAACGCACCAACAGCCAACAGCAUGAUGAGCUUCAAGAUCGGUUUGCUGGCAGACUGAGGCAGCAGAGCGUGGCAGAGCUGAAGAAUGGUGGACAGAAUGGGGGAGUCCUGGGAGGAGCUCGGGAGGUGUUCGGGAGCUGGCUGGAGGACGGACACUCAAGGAGAGGACGGGAGCUGCUCCUGGACAGGGAAAGGAAGAUGGCGGAGGACGCAUCCGGGAGGCUGACUGGAUAAUCGGUGCGAAUAGGAUUUACCACCAUCACCGCCGCCGCUGCUGCUGCUGCUGGAAACAUACAGGAGGAAAGAAAAAAAACAAAGAAUGGAGCAACAAAAGAAGAGUUUUUCUGAAACUUAUACACACACAUAUAUAUAUAUAUAUAUAUAUAUAUACACAUGUAUAUAUAUAUAUAUAUAUAUCAGAUAUUGGGGUUUUUUUAAUCCUUUUUUGGUUUUUUACCGAUUUUUAUCUCUUGAUUGUCGCAUCCCAGGUCACACACAACAUCCUCCUUCGUCGCGUCGGAGCUAAUUUCGAUCUGAGGUGGCCCCUCCAACAAAAGUAGUUUAAAGUUUUUAUUUCAGGACAGGUGCAAACAUUCACCCAAAUUAAAAUCUGAAGGAGAAAUUCAGGGUCACGACGUGUGAAGAUAAUUGAAAUUUCCCUACCUUACAGUGGAUUUCAAAUUGCAGCUUUCAGUUUUUCACAACAAUGUGAGUUUUGCAAUAUUAUUAUCAUCCGAGGCUUCGCUCUAUACAUGCACAGAUGAAGCUCAAUGCAUGAACACCAUCAUCUUUUAAAGGAGAAGCUGAUUUCGAAAAUGCUGUAAACAAUCAUAGUUAGUGAUCGACGGCGAUACAGGAGGUUCUCAACAUGAUGAAGCUUCCCUUUUAGGUUUCUCUUCUGUAGUUCAAGCUUUCCUUUAAAGAGGUCGAUUGAAUUUAAUUUCAGUAAUACUUGAAACGUCUCUGAUUCCUUAACUUUUCCAGAGAAUAUAUCUUUAAAAAAACAGGCUGUGAAUUCUGUCAAAUUUCAAUAAAAUACCACAUGAACCCGUCACCUCGGUGCAGUGAGGUACAGGUGUACCGCACGACACUGUGAUCUCACAGUGGAGCAGGGCUACAGGAGGUCACCUGAGGUCAGAGAUCAACCACAGAGAACAGCAACUUUGUUGGCUUGAGCAAAGUUACAUGUUUGAAUAUCAGUGUGGAAGCCUAUUUGUGCCAAAAGAAGAAAGUCAAAACUGUGUUUUUAAUUCCUAGUUUGGACUUUUAAACUCAAAAUUGAGACUUUUUAAAUUUCAAUUUUAGAUCUUUAAAUUAUAUAUUUGACUUUCUAAACGAAAUUAUUGACUGGCUAAUAAUUAUAAUGUACUACUGCCUUAUUUUGACCUUGUACGUAAGAUUUCUAUUCCAUUAUUUUCACUAAACUCAAACUUUAUGACAUUCCUACUCACAAUCAAAUUAUUGAUUCUCAAAAUAUGACCUUUUCACUCAUAAUUUAUACUUAAGUAUGUCAAAUACUGACUUUUAUCGCAUAAUUAUGAUUUUAAAACUUAAACUUUUUAAUUUAUAACUUUAAUCACUAUUGCAUAAUUGUGACAGAUUAGUUCAUAAUUCUGACUGACCUAAUUUUGAUUUUGAAUUUAAAAUGUAACUUAUUCUUAUGACUUUUACUGAUACUUCUAUGUAUAUAAUGGUACUUUUUACUGCUUUUUUAUCUCAUAUUUUGACUUUUAAACUCAAAAAUAUGACUUUACAAAUUUACAUUUUAGAUGUUUUGCUUCAGUGUUUGACUGUUUAUCUCAAAUUAUUGACAGUCUCAUAGUUACAGCAUCCCGAUUCCUAAUUUUCACUCAACUUUGUGACAUCUUAACUCACAAAAAAGUCUUUUUAUCUUAUAGGCUGGACUUUAAAAUGUUUGAUGAAAUUAUUAUCAUAAGUACAACUUUUUCACAGGUAACUUUGACUCCGUAUGUCAACUUUUGACUUUCCAUCUCUUUAGAAUAUUGAUUUAAUUCGUCCCAAUUUUUAUUUAUUUUCUUGCUCAUGAUUAUGAUUUUUUAAGUAAUAUUUUUGACUUGAAAAGUCAUAAUUUUUACUUUUUCUUUGAUCAUUUUGAGUUAUGUCAUAAUUUUAACUCACCAACACUUUUUUGGGUUUCACUUUUUUUUUGGCACAAAUGGGCUUUCAAAUUUGGCCUCAUUGUGAUAAGAAAUGUUAAAAUCCUUCACCUGCUCUAAGUGGAGGCUUUGCUAGUAUCUAAAAGUACAUUUCCAUGGACGCCUCUGUAGCUGAAGGCACAUUAACUCCUCUCUCCUCAUGCUUCCUGGCUGUCCAGUAACCAUAAACAAAUAAUCUCACCCAAAUAUUGGGGGCGGCAUGGCUCAGUGGGUCGAGUGGCCGUCUUGUAACUGGAAGGUUGCUGGUUCGAUCCUCGGCCCGUCGAGCUUAUGUCGAGGUGUUCCUGAGAAAGAUACCUAACUCCUGAUGGGUUGUGGUUAGCUCCUUGCAUGGCUAUUUCCUCCAUCAGUCUGUGAAUGUGACGUAUCAUGUAAAGUGUUUUGGAUAAAAGUCCUAUAUAAACCGUUUACCAAUAAAGAUUUUACCUGCGUGGAGAGAAAAAAGUGACAAUUUUUAAAAAAUACGACUCAGUCAUUUUCAUGCAGAAUUGGCUCCAGCGGCUGUUUAUCUCCACGAACCAGUAAACUAAUAUGCACACAACUGAAGCGGCUGGAUGGAAACUUAGACUCCUGAGCUGCACUUAAAACACGGGGUUUGAUUUAUAUGUUAAUGUCUAAAUAACUUCCCUUUAAGAGGAUUCAACAUUCCCUUUAAGUGGGAAUUUGACUGAUAAUCAGACAGAUUUGUAUUUUUUAAAACGCUGUCCUCGCUUUGGUUUUGUUAGAAUCCUCGUAAUCAUCCUGAAGUUUGCCUUAAAGAGCAAACUCGCUUCAGGAUCUGCACUUUACUGGAAGUAAAUCCCUGAACUUUCCCUUCAAGUGACCCCGGGGGGUGGCAGCGUUGGGGGGGUACUAGGAGGCUACGAACCUGGCGGACGGAUGAGGCGAUGUUGUGCGUGACCUGCGCUGCUGUGGAGACGCAAUGAGGAGGAAGGUGAACCGAAGCACUGAAUGUGUGCCUGCAGCAGCAAUCUGACUGUACAGACCGACUGACCAACCAACAGGGUGGAUUUAAAACAAACAUGGAAAAAACAACAAAAAACCAACACAAACGCCGAGUGCCAAAGCUGGGAUCUGCUGCAUUCUCACUACACUUUUGAAAAAAAGGGUUCUUCUUCUUCUUCUUCUUGUAAAUAGGAUAUAUAUGUUUGUUUAUUUGUCUGUUUUGUUUUCCUGUAUUGCUACAGAUUUGUAAAAUUUUGCGGGAAAACCUUUGUUACAUUUUGUAAAAUGGGAGCAACUCGCCCCCCCCCGAAACGCCCUCCUUUGUUUUCUUUUUUUUUCUCGUCCUGAUGGACUUUUUCAACUUUAAAAAAAACCGUGCCAGCAGUGGCAUGCGUGUGUGCAUUUAUUUUAAUUUUUAAUCCCCCCCCAUCUCUCUUCUUUCUGUACUGACAAGGACUGGAGCCACUACAGAAAACACACACACACACACAAUGACGGACCAGUUGGCAAUACUUCAGUCACUUCUUCAUCUCACCGGCACUGGACUUCCGCCCGCCACUUCCCUGCUGAGAGGAGAGGAGAGGUGGGAGGAGAAAGGGGGAGGAAGAGGGGGGACUUCGCUUCACAUCAAAUCAGAUUUAAAAAACAAAACACAAAAAAAGCACCUUUGGACCUUUUUUCUUUUUUUUACUGUGCUGAAGUGAAGUCAAGUGCUAUUAUUAUAUUAUUAUUAUAUUAUUAAUAUUAUUGUAGCCACUCUGUCUGGAACCCUUUUUUGAAGAAAAGCAAAAGAAAACAAAAAAAAGAAACUUAAGCCAAUCUGCACUUCUUGUUCCGACGAACAUGCUUGUAUGACCAAUUGACUGUCGUGGAUCUUUGUUUAAAAACCGAUGAGAAACAAAUAACAAAAAAAAUAAGAAAAGAAACUGUUAAUGUGGUGGUAAACGCAGAAGGAUUCAACGGUAUCGAUCUUGCAAAACACACAAACUCGACAGUAAAAAAAAACACAAUCCAGAAUCAUGCUGCCUGAAUCAUACUUUUAUCUUUUUCUCUGUUUCACUUUCUCUUCUUCUAUUCAUCUCUCUUACUUUCCACCCUUUAUUCACCUCUAUCUUUUUCAGUCUUUUUUCCCACUUCUUCUCUCUUCGUUGAUUGUUUUUGUCUAUCUAUCUAUCUAUCUAUCUAUCUAUCUAUCUAUCUAUCUAUCUAUCUAUCUAUCUAUCUAUCUAUCUAUCUAUCUAUCUAUCUAUCUAUUUAUCUAUCUUUGUGGUCCUGCACACCAUCAUACACACCUGUAAUAAACAAAAACAAACAAAAAAAGAGAAAUAGCCUUUUAUUCGAUGCAUAACUUCAUGUUGGCUUGGUAGGCUUAGUUGAAACUAGUUCCAUUCCGACAAAAAAUAAUAAUAGUAAAAAAAACAAGAUAUGAGCUUCUUUAUGUAUUGCUUCUGCCGCUGUAGUGUCCUGGUCAGAUUUAAAGAUGAUAAGACUACAUAUAUCUGAAAUACUGUAUUUACAAAUGCAUACCAGGGCUGGCCUCAACAAGCAAACAACAGGGGAGGGAGGGUUUCUCAACUCCGUCCACUUCAGUCGGACGUUUUCCUGCAAAGCUCUGGCUGCUGAUGCGAGUCGAUUUAAAAAAAGACAAAAAAACAAUAACAAAAAAAGAAGCGUUUUUUUUUCUUUGCUUGAAGUCUUUAAACAUGUAGCGUUCAGCAUCGUUAAAGCACUCCGGCGCCGCAGAGAGCGCCUCCAGGUGGACACACAGCCUUAGAAAGCUUUCAAGAGAGUUUUAUUUUUGCAAGUGUAUAGUUUUAAUUGAAUAUUUUUCUGAUGAAUGAUUGAAUGUAUUUGCUUUGAAGGGAGGAGAGGGGGGAGGAGUCCAUGCUGUGGAUUUUACUGUCUGAAUGUCGAAAGAGGAAAGAAUCGAGCACGCCAGUGACAGAAAAACAAAAAAAAAUGGUGCUAUAAUUAAUUCUCUGGAAGAUCAGUAGUGGCUGUUUUAGCUCUUUGCAUUCACCUGAAGAAUUCUGUUUGUUGGAUUGUAGAAACACUGAGUGAUUCAAUAAGUAUGUGCAGUGUUUCAGUGUUAGCUUCUGAAAUUUUACAAAAAACAGCAAAAGAAAAAACUUUAAUAUUUAGUUUCUGUUAGCGAAUUUGAGUUAUUCGUAGCAAAUAUCCCAGGCUGCGUAAUGUCAUCAGGAGGUGGUGCUAUAGGCUACGUUACGCAUGCCUGCAUUAAAGACGGUAGGAGAAACUGCAAAUAAAACAUUCUUGACAACUAUUAAAGGAGAAGGAACAAACAAAAUUUUGUUUACGGAAAAAAGAACAAUUCUUUAGGACUUUCAAUCAAUAAAUUCGAAUAAUGAUUUUCAUCUUGCUCAUUAACGUGUUUUUUAAAAAAGUCAAAAAACACCUCAAGCAAGUGAUUAUUUUUCUCCAAAUUUUGCCUAUUGCAUCAACUUUUUUUCUGUAAUGCAGUACUGCAAAAUACACUUAAAACACAAUAUGCAAACAAAGUGCUUCUGUUGCCCCUAUAAUGUUAGCAUCAUGAAAGUCUUCCUGCACAGAAAACAUUUUUGAGUUCUCUGUACUUCUAGUCAUGGCUUUUCUGUUUCCAUAGAGGUGCAGGAUUUUAUGUCGCAGUGAAAAAUGAGCCCAUAGUGAGCAAAAAUCUAAUGGGAACAACAAACAAUAGAAACAACUUGGGGUUUAAAUGGUUUUUCAGCCAUAUUUCUCAGUCAGAUCAAUGGUAAAAAUGGAUUUUCUUUUCAAACAUUAUCACUAUAUAUAUAUAUGUAUAUGUAUGUAUAUAUAUAUAUAUAUAUAUAUAUAUAUAUAUAUAUACACACACACAUGGAGAGAGAGAGAGAGAUAAGAUAUAUAUAGAUAUGUCUGUGUCUCUUCAUUUUGUAAAAACUCGGACAGUGAAUGUCAAUUUUUUUCAGGGGAGGAAUUUAAGCCUCAAGAUUUAUUCACACUACAGGAAAACAAAUUAAAAACAUACAGUACGACUGGUGUGCUUGAAUCCUUCCUUUGGUUUCUUUUAAACUUGCUCUGUUUUCUCAUGCUGAAAUUUGUCUUUGUGUGCACCUGGAUUCCUCAAAAAAACAAGCUUUUGUGCGGUUAGAUUUAAAACCCAGCGAGGUUCCGAUUUUCUACAGACGAGGCUGAAACCCUCUGCGUACCCUGAAGUUUGCUCUGAUUGUGGACAUGGUCAGUUCCAGCAUCAAGAAAUAAAGAAUCUUUAUAGUCAAAACUUAAGAUAUUAUCUGUGAAAUAUCGACAUAGCCUGGAAUUAUCCUUUGUUUACAACCCUUGUCUGCUUUUCUGUCCAGACCCCAAAGCUGCAACUACAGAGGGUCAUUUGUGCUGCGAAAUCCUUUGCUUUAAAGUGCAUUUCUUGUCUGAUCCAUCCUUAGUGGUCAAGUAAACUUCAAGGGUCUUUAUCCGUCCUCAGCCUUCAGCUGUGUUCAGUUUUAUAAUCAAAAUUUUGUCAGAUAUUUGAAUCAAGAACAAAAACAAAUGGUAAAAACUCUUAUCUUGUUCAUUUUACUUCUUUCAAUGUCACUGAAGAAGCUCGAGGAAGGAUCUUUUAAAGACAAGACGUGACUCUUGCUGAAAUGUUUUAUUAUUGGUAAAGUCUUGCAGAAAUUUAAAUUCAUUCUGGCUCUUCAGUGAUUCAUGCCAGAUUAAAUCUCCCCUAAAUGGCUCAGAAAUUAAUGGAAACUUUCUGCAGCAUGCUGCAUUUACCAAACUGUCUCAACUCAUUUGUGGAAAGAAGUAAAAUAAAACAAGAUAACUGCCGUCGACACCAAAACACAUUUGACAGAUUUCUGAUAUUUGUCAUCCAAGUUCUUUUGGUUUUAUGUGUGUAUUUAAAAAAAAAAAAAAAAAAAAAAAGCUUAGUGUUCCUUCAAACUUCACGCAGGAUGAUGGUUUCUAAUGACUUUUUGGGGAAACCAGGUGCUGUAAGUGUCUUUUUCCGGGGAGUUGAGGCCAGCCCUGCUUCAUAACGGAGGUUCUGCUUCUUCUACUACUGCUACUAUCAAACAACCAGCCCUGGGCACAGAAACAGGCCCCAACACUGUCAAAUCCUCCAACACUUGAGGACCUGUGUUCAAUUUUUAACUUUGCAUACCAGCAUUUUCUAAAGUCAGAACCCAACAUUGAUUUGGAGCACCAGCUUGCUUUUGCUCCCGACAUGAUAGAGACACUGCUGUUGAUCAGCUCGCAGCCCAAAGUUGGGCUGCGCUUUGGGCUACGGGUUCAAAAAAAAGGCGUCUUUGGAGUUAAAUAACAAAAGAACAUCCAUCGAUCUUUGUUUUAACACUGUUUGAAAAGUGUUGGAGGUCUGUUUCUGUCUCCCAGGUCAGCAAAACAACCUGUUGAUGUCUGCUGUAUUUCAAUAAAACACAGCCUUUUUCAAAGGGUA
Molecule: messenger RNA, 11656 nt
Organism: Acanthochromis polyacanthus (spiny chromis)
Lineage: Eukaryota; Metazoa; Chordata; Actinopteri; Pomacentridae
Product: zinc fingers and homeoboxes protein 2-like
Exons: 6
Coding region: 1184-4333 (1049 amino acids)
Biological process (GO): regulation of transcription by RNA polymerase II
Cellular component (GO): nucleus
Molecular function (GO): DNA binding; DNA-binding transcription factor activity, RNA polymerase II-specific
Source: RefSeq, a predicted model, not a curated record